Saccostrea cuccullata (small rock oyster) is the source of this 2181-nucleotide messenger RNA. RefSeq names its product serine/threonine-protein phosphatase 6 regulatory ankyrin repeat subunit B-like. The transcript has 2 exons. NCBI's taxonomy places the organism in Eukaryota, Metazoa, Mollusca, Bivalvia, Ostreida, Ostreidae. The coding region runs from base 30 to 1229 and encodes 399 amino acids. Gene Ontology annotation, molecular function: protein binding. The record is from RefSeq and is a predicted model, not a curated record.
GAACAACAUAAGCCAUACAGGUAAACAAGAUGGGAGCCAUUUUUUCGGCAAUGAACUCGAGUGCAAACCCAGCUGAGAGCAAUGAACAAUAUGAGGCAGUGGAAUCCAUACGUAAUGGCGACUUUUACUGGUUCAAGGCCAUUUAUAACCGCAACAGUCGAAAUGUGGACAAUGAAAUGUUAGUCAGUCUCAUCUCGCUUAUUAUACAGUAUGGGCGGGUGAAAUUUUUAAAGUUUCUACUCGAGGAGGAAAAUUGUAACGUACAUAUCAAAGAAAAUGGAAGCCGGGACUCUUUGUUACAUUUGUGUUCAAAUUCUAAGACUACAAACAAUACAAUUGACUGCUGCAAGGUGCUACUCGCAAACAAAAUUGAUAUCAAUGUGAAAAAUGUUUGGGGGAGAACGCCCCUUAUUGGAGCUCUUGUAGCUUUCAGGUAUAAGUUAGCAAAAGUCCUCAUUGCUCAAAAUGCCGAUGUAAACAUUUGCGACUCCAAUGGACUUUCCCCAGUCAUCAUUUGCUGCAGCUACGGAAACUUAGAACUGCUUGAAUUACUAGUCCAAAAUGGUGCCAGUAUCAAUCAAACAAACUCCUCUGGAAAAUCAGCACUUCAUUAUGCCAUAGUGGGAAAUCAUACCGAAAUCAUUGAUUUUCUCUUGAAGAAAAAUUGCGAAAUCAACACAAUGGACAAAUACGGCAUCACACCCCUACAUGUCGCCAUAUGCAAGUUUAAUGUCAAGGCCACAGAAAGACUCAUCAUGUGUGGAAAAUCUGUGGAAAAUGAGGCGUUUUCCACCUCCUAUGUGGACUACUGCCUAAAGAUUGUGUGGAGUACAGGAAUACGAUCUAUUACAUUGAAUGAACAAAUUCUCCAACAAGCCAGUAACAGUCUGACUUGCAUGAGGAUGGUAGUGAGAGCAUUCGGAUUCAGAUUAAAACCCACAGUGCUAGAGAAACUCAGGCGAUUGGAAUCUAACUUUCUUGGCCAGGGAAACUCCAACUCCAAAGAGCUGAUGAGUCUUUUGUCGGACUUGUGCCAGCUGAUCUCGUAUGUUGAAAAAGUGACCCAAGAAAAAAGACAAAUCAAUUCUCCCGAGUCCCUUCAGGCAGUGUGUGUUCAUAGAUGCCGUGAACUUUGGUUAAAGGGAAACACAAAUGUUCUGUAUAUGUGCAAUAGAUUACAACUUCCCCAGUAUACAAAUGACAUGCUCACACUGGCUUCUGGUACAUAAAAAAAAAUCAAUGAAAAAUUAAAGCUAAUUUAAACCCUUCUCAAAACAACAGGAUGAACUUUUUUCACCCAAAAUCUUCAGAAUUUACAUCAUUAUUACCUCCCUUUGCAAUGCUCAUCCACAUAUAUAAAGUGAAUUUAUAUUCAGGCUCUAACUUGGUAAUAAAUGGACAGAAUGCCACAAUGUUAAAAUUCAAAGUUAUUCUGUAGUAAUAAUUAAUAAUAUUAAAAUUAAUACAACAAGAUUUUAAUUCCGUUUAUAAUCAUGCAUAAAGUCGGGAAAUUCUGUCUUGAAAUCAUGUAGGCAAUAAAUCCAUUUGAGUCUUCAACACAAUAUUCUGUCACUUAUUAAAAAUAAGUUUUCUACUGCUGAUUAGUCCCUGAGCUUGAUGUUUACUGCUAUGAGUUGAAAAGGUGAAUGGAAGUAAAUAGAAUGACAGUCACAGCUGUGUAAAAAAAAUAUUUAAUAUAAAAAUGAAUAAAUAAGAGUUAGCAACUAGGAUUAUAUAAAAAAAAAUAAUAAGUGAAUAAAUAACCAUUUAAUUCAUAGUGUCUGUGCUAUGCACUUUCCUAUUUUCCUCCAUUUCCAUGUGUAAAACAAAGCAGUUGUUAGAACAGAAAUCAGCUUAACUCCUAUACCUAUCAGUUCAGGGGCUUUGUUGAAAUCUAUGCUGGAGAUUUUAUUGUGUUAAUUUGAAUAUUUGUAAUACUAAUAUACAGAUAUUAUCUUCAAUAUUGUAUAUUGAUGCUGUACAAGUUGUAAAUUUAGAGGAUGUUUUCCUUCUCAUUGUACCAGCUUUAAAUGUUGGAUAUAUAGAACGUACAACUCAGUGCUUGCAAUAAUAAUUAUGGGAGUUACUCCCCUUGAGUCUGGCGAUUGUUUGUGAAUGUUGUAUUUUGUUGUCCAGUUGUUAAUUGAUCUUCAAUAUUUUAAAAUAAAGUUUUCAAUUCUA